Messenger RNA from Periophthalmus magnuspinnatus, 1587 nucleotides. It is a transcript of the gene samd1b, whose product is annotated as sterile alpha motif domain containing 1b. The transcript has 5 exons. Gene Ontology annotation, molecular function: DNA binding; protein binding. NCBI's taxonomy places the organism in Eukaryota, Metazoa, Chordata, Actinopteri, Gobiiformes, Gobiidae. The record is from RefSeq and is a predicted model, not a curated record. The coding region runs from base 105 to 1514 and encodes 469 amino acids.
GACGUCGGCUCCUCAUCCUGAGCCGGGGAUCGCACUGAGCUUCCCGCUGAUCUAGCGUCACUUCUCUAACAAAAGCGAGUUUAGUGAGAACAUCGACCACAGCCAUGUCUGGGACGGGGCCCAACAAGUACCAGGAGUGGAUCCUGGAGACAAUAGACUCGCUUCGCUCGAGAAAAGCCCGUCCGGAUUUAGAGAGGAUUUGCCGAAUGGUUCGGAGACGGCACGGGUCAGACCCAGACCAAACCAGGGCAGAACUGGAGAAACUCAUCCAAUCACAGACUGUGCUUAAAGUUAGCUACAAAGGAUCCAUUUCGUAUCGGAACGCGGCGAAAGUCCUGAGAAAAAGCAGGAAAAGGAGUGAGUUUGCAGCGUCUGUUGAUGAGAGUGCACAACCGGAGCAUCUGAACCACAGCGGCGACAGCGCGCAAAGCUUCCCUGAUCCGGGCCAGAAGGAAGCGCCCGUCGGCCCUAGUGAACCUGAGAUCCCGUUGAAUUCCGUCUGUGACAGUGCAACACCACGGUGCGCCGCUCAUUUAGAAGAUCAGGGAACAAGUGUGACCAACACGAGCUACUGCCAGCAGGAUGAGUGCAGACAACCGUCCCGUGAGGGACACACUACGUGCACGCACAGCACCAGCUCAACGCCCUGUGGAGAAGAUGACUCCAGUGGUGUCAAUUGCCCCAACAAUAAAACUUGUAAUCUCCCCUUACAAAGACAUACUCUGUCCACCAAGCCUAAACUUCGUGCUGCCAGCGGCGCACCGAGCGAGGGAACUGUGGCCUCUAUCCGCAGUCUGUCGGUGGGUAACGCUGGCCACAUGAAGGCGCUCGGAGUCAAAGACGUGCUUAGCUACCUGAGCUGCCAGGAGCACCUCUCGUGUGAGGAAAAGCUCACUGGAGGCAAAGUCAAUGUGGUCGUGGAGCGGGGCCGGCUGCGCUGGAUGCGCUGCGGAGAAAUCUCUCUCCCUUUGGGUGCAGCGCUCGAGGCGAGCGUUGGAGGGAAGCAGAAGAAUGAUCCUACACAAACUACAGGUGAGGAGGAGAGGGGGCUGGAUCCUCACGAGGAGCAAAUGGAGGAGGACAUUUCACAAAGUUGUAAAGAGUGUUCAAGUUCUCCUGUAGUCAUGACAAAAACAACAGAAGCUGAGGAUGCUGAGGUCCAGACCACAUCACAGCAGCACUUGAUCAAAGGCAAGCCUUUUCCAGAUUCUUAUCUCCUUACACCCAACGCCUCCCCCACAGACUCGGGUUUGGAUGAACCGGGAUUAAGUGUAGAGUCCCUGAACCCCAUAGAUUGGAGCAUGUCGGAUGUGGUCAGUUAUUUCACUGCAGCAGGGUUCCCAGAGCAGGCUGCUGCAUUUAGGACACAGGAAAUAGAUGGGAAAUCCCUACUCCUCAUGCAGCGCAGUGAUGUUUUGACUGGCCUCUCGAUCAAACUGGGUCCAGCUCUCAAGAUUUACGAGCACCAUGUUAAAGCUCUGCAGAAAAUACACUUUGAGGUGGAGGAGCUCUGAAGCAUGAGCACACGGGUCCUCCAUUACCCCUGUAUGAAAUGAAAACUGACUCAAUAAAUGGGACUUCAAGGGU